AUGACGUCUAAUCUUGAUAUUACCAGAGAGAGUCCCCUCCCAGAAGGGGAUUUGAUAGAUGAAGAGUUGGAACUAAAUACAGAUCUGACGCCAAGAAUGGAGGAUGUGGACUUUGAUACUUUUCAGCGUUCAGUGCUACAACAACGAGAACGAGGUUUACCACCACCACCACGUGCGCUCCUAAAACGUAUUCCAGAAUCCACGGAUGAUUUUCUUCGCAAUUUCUUUUUGCGAAAUGGCAUGUAUAAAACGAUGGAGGUAUUUGAAAUCGAAUGGUAUGAAAAGUACGGUUCAAGACCUCUAAUGGAUGCUCCAGUUUUUGCAGAUAAUUAUCUUGAAACUGCAACUCUUCAAGACCGUAUUGAUGUUUUAGAACAUCAACUUCGUCAACAUGCAGAGUUAACAGCAAAAACCACAAAAUUGUAUAUGCAAGCAAAAAAAGAGCGUGAUUUUCAUCGUGCUAACCACAACCGUGUGGUACAAGAGAAAAAUAGAAUUACCAAACUUCUUCAGCAGGCACAACAACAAGCUGAAUAUGUUAACCCAACUUUAAGUGAACUUCGCCAAAAAUGUGAAGCACUUCACAAGAAUAAAACAUUAUUAUCAAUAGAGCGUGAUAAACUUGAGGCUAAGGUAUCAAGAUUAGAGAAACAAGUAGAGAAAUUAGAGGAACAAUUACGAUCACAAGAAGUAAGUGAUUCUCGCCCCAAAUCAGAAGUUGCUUCUAAAAAGAAAGAAGGGAUUAUAUCUAAACCUACUGCUGUUAAGCCUGGUGCGAAAGUUGCAGGAGGUCCGGCUGUGCGUGCUGCUGAGGCAUUUUCUGAUGGAUUCCGUUGGCCUGCAGAUGAGCGACCUCGACCUUCCCAUGGGGAUAGUUCCUUUGCCCCUCACAGUGAUCCAACCACGUGGGUGUGUCAGUCUUCCUUUAAGGCACAUUCUAUGGCUGUAACUAAAGUUGCUAUGCAUCCUGAAAAACCAGCAGUUGCUAGCUCUAGUGAUGAUGGAACUUGGCGACUUUCUGCAUUACCACAAGGAGAGCUCGUCAUGUCUGGUGAUGGACAUAAGAACUGGAUCUCAUCUGUGGCUAUGCAUCCAACAGGAACUAUGGUUGCCACUGGAUCAGGUGAUAAAACUGUAAAACUAUGGGAUUUCGCCACUAAUGGCUGUAAAUUGACAUUAAAAGGUCAUUGUGAUGGUGUUUGGUGUAUUGAUUUUCAAGAAACGGGUCUUCUUUUGGCCAGUGGAGCGCUUGAUCAAACAGCUCGUAUUUGGGAUGUUACAACUGGAAAAUGUCGUCAAACACUUCGGGGUCAUGUGGAUUCUGUAAAUGCUGUGGUUUGGAAACCUUACACUAAUAUGCUUUGUACAGGUAGUGGUGAUAAGACUGUGUCACUUUGGGAUAGUCGCAUGAACUGCUGUUCACAAACAUUGUAUGGUCACCGAAAUGCGGUUCAAUCUGUUUCAUUGGUUGGUACAAGUGAUGAUUUGGUUUCAUGUGAUGCCGAUGGUGUGGUUGUUCUUUGGGAUACACGACGAAUGGAGCAACGUUUGACUAUUUCAUGUGGUCCAUACCCAGCCAACAAUGUUGCUUCUGACCGUACUGGUACAUAUCUAGCCGUCGCCAGCGAUGAUGCCACUAUUAAAUUAAUUGAUCUUACUAACUCUGCCAUGACAGAUCUUACAGGACAUGAAGACAGUGUACAAUGUGCUGUAUUUGACCCGGCAACUAACAGUUUUAUUGUUAGCUGUGGAAAUGAUGGGAAAAUAGGAUACUGGUGUUGA
Trypanosoma theileri is the source of this 1782-nucleotide messenger RNA. RefSeq names its product pf20. NCBI's taxonomy places the organism in Eukaryota, Euglenozoa, Kinetoplastea, Trypanosomatida, Trypanosomatidae. Gene Ontology annotation, molecular function: protein binding. The transcript has a single exon. The coding region runs from base 1 to 1782 and encodes 593 amino acids. The record is from RefSeq and is a predicted model, not a curated record.